AUGAAUAUUUUAUCUUGGAAUGUGAGAGGGUUCAACGACGAUGCUAAGCGAGCCCUCCAUGACCAUUGCUCAAGAUUUUCUCCUAUUCUUAUAGGUAUUUUGGAACCCAAGAAGGAUGUUUCGAAGGUUCCGUUACACUUUUGGAAAUCGAUUAAUGUCGUUCCUAUUCAUCAGAAUUUUCGGUCUGGUAUGAGUCCUAACAUCUGGGUCCUAGCAAACCCGCUUGUUAAUAUUUCUUUAGUUUCCUCGUCCACUCAAGUGGUGAUUCUUGACUGUUGUUGGUCUUCUCGUACGUUCCGCGCGACCUUUUUGCAUGGGGAUUGCUCCAUGGUUGUGAGAAGAUAUCUUUGGUUAGAGCUCCUAACGAACGUGGUGGACAACAUGUUUUUCAUUGGUGACUUCAACGCGGUGAAGGGUGCGCAUGAGCGCAAGAGUGAUUGUCUUCCAAAUGCCUCUGCUUGUAGGGAGUUCUGUGAUUUCAUUGACGCCUCGGGCUUUGUUGAAUCGAACACCUCUGGGCUUUUUUACACUUGGUGUGGCAGGCGAAAUCUUCCUUCGCAUGUGGAAUCGGUUUUGGAUCGUUGUCUCUUUUCCGAGGGUUUUGCGUCGAUGUGGAAUUCGUUGAAUACCCAUGUUCAUCCUCGUAUUGCUUCUGAUCAUUCGCCUAUCAUUUUCCAAUGCCAAGAAAAUGCGGUUCCAAGAAGAAGAAACUUUAAGUUUUUGGAUAUGUGGCUUUCACACCCGGAUUUCCAUGACUUUAUGCAAGUUUCGUGGCAGGCGCCGACUAACUCUACCUGCCCUCUCUAUAACGUUAUGGCGAAAAUUAAGCGGUUUCGUACUGAGCUCAAGAUCUGGAAUAAACAAGUUUUUGGGAAUGUCGAUGAAGGAAUCUCUCAAUUACAGGAGUCGUUGACGAAGAUUCAGUUGAAGAUUGCUGAUGAAGGUUAUUCCGACUUGCUUUUUGACCAAGAAGUCGCUGCCCAGGCAAGGAUCGGCACCUUGCUAACACGUAAGAGCAAUCUCAUGCAACAGAAAAGUAGAGUUCGAUGGCUUAAAGAUGGUGACAGGAACACAAGUUUCUUCCAUAAAUCUUACAAGAUGAGACGCAAGAAUCUGACCCUUUCUCAACUCAAAAUUGAUGGUGUUGAUACCUUUGAUCAGGACGUUAUCUCUUCACAUAUUGUGGAUUUUUUUUCCAAACUCUUUUCUGAGGUUACGACCAAUACCGUUAUGGUGCAGGAUAUUCAACAAAUUGUGGAAGCCACGGUGUCUCAUAAGCAGAAUGAGAGUCUGAGCUGUAUUCCAGAGGAAGAAGAAAUUAAAGCGGCGGUGUUCGAUUUGGCGAGCGAUAGUGCAGCUGGACCAGAUGGCUUCUCGGGCACGUUCUUUCAGAAUUGCUGGGACACCAUCAAAGAUGAUAUAGUGGUCGCUGCCAAAACUUUUUUCUUAAAGAACUAUCUUCCUCAGGGUCUGAAUUCUAAUACGUUGAUCCUCAUUCCUAAAAAAGAUGUGGUGGAAACGGUGGCGGAUCUGAGACCGAUCGUACUAUCUAAUUUCUUUUUAAGGUUCUUUCGAAAAUUAUUGCUACUCGGCUUAGUUCUGUGGCUGCUGAUAAUGUGA
Molecule: messenger RNA, 1620 nt
Organism: Salvia miltiorrhiza (redroot sage)
Lineage: Eukaryota; Viridiplantae; Streptophyta; Magnoliopsida; Lamiales; Lamiaceae
Exons: 1
Coding region: 1-1620 (539 amino acids)
Molecular function (GO): catalytic activity
Source: RefSeq, a predicted model, not a curated record